Molecule: messenger RNA, 2034 nt
Organism: Aspergillus fumigatus Af293
Lineage: Eukaryota; Fungi; Ascomycota; Eurotiomycetes; Eurotiales; Aspergillaceae
Source: RefSeq, a predicted model, not a curated record
AUGUCCUCAGAGGAGGUCAAGUUUGUUGCCCCUCUUUCGCAAGGGUUUGGAUAUGGCAUCAUUAUUGGAUUGGGUUUCGCUUUUGCGUUGGUGAUGAUCUUCAUUACCUGGGCUUUGAGGAGAUAUCAGCAUGAAGUCCAGACAUCUGAAAUGUUCUCGACCGCCGGACGGUCUGUAAAGUCGGGUUUGGUCGCCGCAGCUGUUGUCAGUAGUUGGACUUGGGCAGCUACCCUUCUGCAAUCUUCAGCUGUGGCUUACCAGUACGGUGUCUCGGGGCCCUUCUUCUAUGCUUCAGGUGCCUGCGUUCAGAUUAUAUUAUUUGCGACACUCGCCAUCGAGCUCAAAAGACGAGCCCCCAACGCCCAUACCUUCCUGGAAGCUCUCCGCGCGCGAUAUGGAACUGCAGUGCAUCUAGUGUUUAUUGUAUUUUGCCUCAUGACUAAUAUCCUCGUCACUGCCAUGUUACUCACUGGUGGUUCCGCCGUUUUGACUUCUUUGACUGGGGUUCACACAGCUGCAGCCUGUUUCCUACUGCCCAUAGGUGUUGUGCUCUACACACUUUUCGGCGGUAUCAAAGCAACAUUUAUCACCGACUACAUGCACACUGUGGUCAUUAUCGUUGUUAUUUUCAUCUUCGCGUUCUCCGCCUACGCGACGAAUGCGGAAUUGGGAUCCCCUGGCAAAGUGUAUGAUGCACUGGUUGCAGCCUCUGAGCUUCAUCCAGUGGAAGGCAACGCUCAAGGUAGUUACCUUACCAUGAGAUCCAAGGAAGGGGGGAUUUUCUGGGUGAUCAACCUUGUCGGUAUCACGGUGUUCCUUGACAAUGGCUACUACAACAAAGCCAUUGCCGCAAGUCCUGUCCACGCUUUCCCAGGAUAUGUUAUAGGAGGUCUUUGCUGGUUUGCUAUACCCUGGCUGUGCGCGACCACCAUGGGAAUCUCUGCACUUGCCCUCGAAGGGGCCCAAAGAAUUAGCUCCGACGAUGUCACCGCUGGCCUUGUACUGCCCUUCGCUGCUGUCAGGCUUCUGGGCUAUAGCGGAGCUGUAUGCACGACCCUAAUGGUAUUUAUGGCAGUUACUUCGGCCUUCUCAGCCCAAUUGAUUGCCGUCUCCUCUAUUGUCACUUACGAUGUCUAUCAAGCGUACAUCAACCCUGCCGCCAAGGGCAAGAGAUUGGUGUGGGUCUCUCACAUGUCUUGUAUUGUCUUUGCUCUCAUCAUGGCUGCAUUCGCGACAGGGCUCUACUACGCCGGAAUUGGUAUGGGCUAUCUGUACUUGCUCAUGGGUGUCAUCAUCUCCUCUGCGGUGUUUCCCGGUGCUAUGACUCUUGUCUGGAAGCAACAAAACUGGAUUGCGGCUGCCUGCUCACCAGUCCUUGGACUCGCGGUGUCUCUCAUUGCCUGGCUCGUGACCGCCAAGAAGGAAUAUGGUGAACUUACCGUCGCAAGUACCGGGGCGAACUACCCUAUGCUUGCCGGUAACGUCGCAGCUCUUCUCAGCCCGAUCAUAUUCUCGCCGGUUCUGACAUACCUUUUCGGCACUCAAAACUAUGACUACGAGUCGAUGCGCUCUAUUCGCAAAGUCGACGAUACAGAUGUUGCAGCUGCCGCGCACGUCGACAUCGAACUAAUUCCUGGCGAGCUUGACGUACGUGAUGCAGAAGCAGAGGAAGAAGAACAGCGUAAACUCAACAAGGCGGCUCUCUACUCUCGUACGCUGACUCUCGGCAUGGUGGUCUGCUUUCUGUUGUUGUGGCCGCUGCCUAUGUAUGGUACCUCCUACAUAUUCAGCAAGAAAUUCUUCACCGGCUGGGUGGUCGUUGGUCUGAUCUGGCUUUUCUGCACUACAUUUGGCGUCGUUAUCUUCCCUCUCUGGGAAGGUCGUCAAAGUAUCAUGCGGGUAGUCAGGCUCAUGGCCCUCGAUCUCACAGGGAAGAAGCCUGCCCUUGUUGGCCAGAAAUCACGAGUACACAAAGAUAACUCUUCUGGUGUUGAGACACCAACAGAGAAGAUGGAGCCAAAGACAAGCAUUUGA